Mangifera indica (mango) is the source of this 584-nucleotide messenger RNA. RefSeq names its product NADH dehydrogenase [ubiquinone] 1 beta subcomplex subunit 2-like. The coding region runs from base 106 to 315 and encodes 69 amino acids. Lineage: Eukaryota; Viridiplantae; Streptophyta; Magnoliopsida; Sapindales; Anacardiaceae. The transcript is spliced from 4 exons. The record is from RefSeq and is a predicted model, not a curated record. Gene Ontology annotation, cellular component: mitochondrial inner membrane.
UCUCAUUGUGAAAUCUUCGGUUCCGGUGUGACUAAGCACUAUUAAGCCUAAUAGUCACAGUAGCUUGGACCAUUUUCGCUUGUCGAAUUGCAGAGAGAGAGAAAGAUGGGAGGAGGAGACCAUGGCGAGAGCGUCACAUACAAGGGCAUGACCUUGCAUAAACCUAAGCGAUGGCACACCCUCACUGGCAAGGGCUUGUGCGCUGUCAUGUGGUUUUGGGUUCUCUACAGGGCAAAGCAAGAUGGUCCUGUAGUUUUGGGUUGGCGACAUCCUUGGGAGGGUCAUGAUGACCAUGGUCAUGGGCAUGAUCAUUAGGAACCCAACUGAAAGACCGAAGGGAAAUGCCUUAAAGGUUCUUUAGUAGAUCCACAAUACGAAUAUCAUCUGGAAUGUCCUUGUUUCUUUUUACUCAAUAAACUCGUUGUUAUGGGCAUAUGCCGAACAAAUUUCAUGUUAACAUGUUAGUUUGUAAGAGGAAUAUUUUUUACAGUCCAGAUGUCUAUGUGCACAUGUGUGCUUCUAUUUUUUGUGAGCUUAUGAUGGAUUUGAAUGAAGCCCAAACUGCACUAUCUAGCAUUCAUUUA